Molecule: messenger RNA, 670 nt
Organism: Meira miltonrushii
Lineage: Eukaryota; Fungi; Basidiomycota; Exobasidiomycetes; Exobasidiales; Brachybasidiaceae
Exons: 1
Biological process (GO): nucleotide-excision repair
Cellular component (GO): nucleus
Molecular function (GO): single-stranded DNA binding; DNA endonuclease activity
Source: RefSeq, a predicted model, not a curated record
GCACUUUUAUCUACAAGAACAUGUUCAACAAUAAAAAGUUUGUCGAAUGUUACAAAUUAUCGGACCUUCAGCACGAUUUAGGUAUGGAUCGAACCAAGCUAGUACAAUUGGCUUAUUUGCUAGGAAGUGAUUAUACCGAUGGACUAGAAGGUGUUGGUCCUGUUUUGGCAAUGGAAAUACUGUCAAACUUUAUUGGAGAUGACGGUUUGGUUCAAUUCAGGGACUGGUGGUUAAAAGUUCAAAUGGGACAAGACACUCCGAGAGAUACGUGCAACACAACUUUAAAACGAAUCAAGAGAACGUUGCGUAAUAAAGUGCAUUUGAACGAUAAUUGGCCUGAUGAGAAUGUUUUGAAUGCAUAUUACGAACCUGUUGUCGAUAGUUCAGAAGAAGCUUUUCAAUGGGGUCUUCCGGAUUUGGAUAGCUUGAGAAGCUUUUUCAACGAAUACCUUCGUUGGGAUCGUGAAAAGACUGAUCAUUAUUUGAUCCCUGCGAUCGAAGAACAAAAUCGAAGAAGUCGUAGAACGCAAGGCACUUUGGACGGAGGCAAUUUCUUCGAUCUCGGGAAUGGGUCCAGUGGUAUUUACGCUGGAAGACAAAGACCUGCCUAUGGUAGCUCUAGAUUGCAACAAGUGAUUACCAAUUUCCGUGAAAGCAAAAAAGCGUCUGA